AUGCCACGUCAAAGGCGAGAUGUCAAUCCAUUUUUGCAUCACGCGGCCCUUGCGGCAUGCCGUGAGCGAGGCCACGGCUCUCAAUUGCGCUCUGCAGUCCAGGCCCAUGUCAGCACCGGCCGAGCCAUUGCCAUUGCCAUUGCCAUUGCCAUUGCCAUUGUUAUUCAGAAUUGCAUCGUGAACGUCAAUGAAACAAACAAGACGCCAAAAAAGAAGAUUCACAUCACGCAAGUCCACGACGAGAUUGUACCCCCUCGUCUACAGAAGCCAGCCAAAACACCUCCCACGCGACAAGCAACAAGCAACCGACACAUCAUCCGCCCCGGUGUCAAUCCCACAUUGCCCACUGCAAACCUUGAAAAACCACUCCAUGCUCUAGGGUAUCCUCCGUCACAACGAUCAAAACAACAACAGCAGCAACAUGAAAACAUAGAAACAAAAACCACAACAAUGCCCAAGCCACCACCGCCUUCGCUCCCCAAACCCGCGCUCCCUCGCAACACAGCCUUCGACCCGUGGAACUCGUCGUCGACAGGCCACCAGCGCGCCGAGCAGCAACCCGGCACGGCGUGGCGCGCCUCCCGCACCGGCAAGCUCAACUCCCAAUUCCAGUCCGGGUCUGCCGGCGGGCCCCGGACCCAGGACACCCGCGGCCCCGGGGCGCGAGGCGCGAGCGUCGCCGAUAUGCUCAGGACGCCCGGCCUGAUGGGCGAGUCCCUCGGUGGCCGUCCCCCUCCGAGGCAGGACGAUGCCGAUGACGCCGCCGCGCCUCGGGGCAUUUUCGCCGGGUGCGUCGUCUACGUCAACGGGAGCACGUAUCCCCUCGUGUCAGACCACAGGCUGAAGCACGUGCUCUGCGAGAAUGGCGCGCAGGUGAGCGUGCACCUGGGCAGGAGGAGGGUCACGCACGUCAUAUUGGGAAGGCCGGCGGGCGGCGUGGCCAAGGGCGCCGGGGGCGGGUUGGCCGGCGGCAAGAUGGACAGGGAGAUACGGAGGGUUGGCGGCGUAGGGGUGCGCUUUGUAGGGGUCGAGUGGGUCUUGGAGAGUCUCAAGGCAGGCAAGAGGUUGCCAGAGGCGCGGUUUUCGAAUUUCAAGGUUGCGGCCAGGGGGCAGGGAAGUGUAUACGGAUUGUCUUCUGGGAGUGGCGUUGCCGGGGGGAGUUUGCCAUGA
Molecule: messenger RNA, 1170 nt
Organism: Metarhizium brunneum ARSEF 3297
Lineage: Eukaryota; Fungi; Ascomycota; Sordariomycetes; Hypocreales; Clavicipitaceae
Source: RefSeq, a predicted model, not a curated record